Capronia epimyces CBS 606.96 is the source of this 1428-nucleotide messenger RNA. RefSeq lists its product as uncharacterized. The transcript has 2 exons. The coding region runs from base 1 to 1428 and encodes 475 amino acids. NCBI's taxonomy places the organism in Eukaryota, Fungi, Ascomycota, Eurotiomycetes, Chaetothyriales, Herpotrichiellaceae. The record is from RefSeq and is a predicted model, not a curated record.
AUGCCCAUUCCUCCCGGCCAUCAUGGCAAUCUGACGUCUGAGCAAGAAGCCAAACUCCGCGAGUUCUGGGUAGCCACCUUAAAUGUGUUUGGCGUGAAAGACCCCUAUGAGGGGAGCGGGGCAGAUACACCGCAAACCGAAGAUGCGCAGUCGGUUUCCGAGGUGAAUGCUAAAGACAAGAAGAAGAGCAAGAGGCGACUGGGACUGUUCAAACGACACGAAAACAAGGAGUCCAGUAGCGGCACUGCGACGCCAACCAAAGAUCCUAGCCAACUUGCCGAUGGCGACGACAAAUAUGGUCAAGUGAAGGACUUCCAGCAGAUCCUCGAAACCCAUAGCCCGGAGUCUCUGGGCGCAACCUUUUGGAGCAUGGUCAAGGCAGAUCAUCCCGACAGCUUGCUGUUACGGUUUCUGCGCGCGCGAAAGUGGGAUGUUGACAAGGCGUUGGUCAUGUUGAUCUCCACGAUGAGAUGGCGAAGUCACGAGCAACACGUCGACGACGAUAUUGUCUAUCGGGGAGAAGGAGGGGCGGUGGAGGACAGCAAAUCCAACGACCCCGCGGUUAGGAAAGAGGGCGAAGACUUCCUUACCCAGCUACGGUUAGGGAAGAGCUUUCUGCACGGGACCGACAGAGAAGGGCGGCCGCUCUGCAACGUUCGAGUAAGGUUACAUAAAGGGGGAGAACAGAGCGAACGAAGUCUAGAAAGGUAUACGGUUUAUGUGAUAGAAACGGCGAGAUUGACUUUGAGACCCCCCGUUGAGACAGCUUGUAUUAUAUUCGACAUGACCAAUUUCAGCAUGGCCAAUAUGGAUUACACCCCGGUCAAGUUCAUGAUCAAGGUAUUCGAGGCCAACUAUCCCGAGUCACUCGGAACCGUCCUCGUUCACAAGGCGCCGUGGAUCUUCCAAGGAAUCUGGAAGAUCAUUCGCGGCUGGCUCGAUCCCGUGGUUGCUGGAAAGGUCCAUUUUACGUCCAAUGUGGAGGACCUGGAGAAGUUUAUCGACCGAUCACACAUCAUCAAGGAACUGGACGGCGACGAGGAUUGGGAAUACCAUUUUGUCGAACCGAUCCCGGGCGAGAAUGACCCGAUCAAAGACGAAGCAGCGCGAAGCGCACUCGAGACAGAAAGGAAUAUCGAGGUUCGCGAGUAUCAGAAGAAGACAUUUCAGUGGAUCGCUAAAGGGUCCGGCCCGGAAGCCGACCAGAUUAAAGAAGAAAGAGACACGAUUGCACGUAAACUUUACGACAACUAUUGGAAGCUGGAUAAACACAUUCGAGCCAGAACGUACUACGAUCGGACCUCAAUGAUUUCAGCAGACGGGAAGGUCAACUUUUACCCUCCUCCGCCCGGGAAGGGAGAAAAUGCCAGUCUUGCGCCAUCCUCCAAUGUACCCGCCGACGAGCCUAGUGCAGACGAUGUGGAUUGA